Messenger RNA from Fundulus heteroclitus (mummichog), 1050 nucleotides. Its product is annotated as leucine rich adaptor protein 1-like. The record is from RefSeq and is a predicted model, not a curated record. The transcript is spliced from 2 exons. The coding region runs from base 119 to 718 and encodes 199 amino acids. Gene Ontology annotation, biological process: positive regulation of canonical NF-kappaB signal transduction. NCBI's taxonomy places the organism in Eukaryota, Metazoa, Chordata, Actinopteri, Cyprinodontiformes, Fundulidae.
UCUGCUGCUGCCGCUGCUGUCUUCUUGGCUCUCUGAAAAAACUCAGCCGUAGCGCCGAACUUUAACUUGCCCUGCAGCCGGGAGAAAACUUCGGUGCGGUCAUCCCGAGACAGCCACGAUGGACGAGGAGCGCAGCGGCUCUCCGGACCUGACGGACAUAGAGACGAAGUUGGGUCGGAAAGUUCCGGACGGUCUCGUGCGGUCGCUCGCGGGGGGGAAAUGCGGCGACAGGCGCGAGCACGACAAGUCGGCUGCGCCUCAUUUCUGCGCAAACUCCGCGGACCUGAAGAGACUGCAGAGUAAAAUGCGCUUCUUGAGGCAGGAGAUGGCGAACCUGCGGGCCAUCGACGUGAAGCUCAUGCAGCAGCUCCUGGCGAUCAACGAGGGCAUCGAGUCCAUCCGCUGGGUGAUGGAGGACAAGGGGGACGCGAGCAGCCAGGACGGCAGCCUGUCAGGCAGCUUGUACAGCCUGUCGGACAGCCAGGAAGGCUCCUCCCCGCGGGGCAGCCUCGGCAGCCUGCACGACGGGAACAGCGACGGGCUGGACAGCCUCUCCGUGGGCAGCUACCUGGACACGCUGGCAGAGGACCUACCCGGGGACUCCUCGCCCACGGGCCUCAGUCACUUGAUGGACAAAACCGCAAUCUCUGGCGACUCUUUCACCAAGUCGCCUCUGAAACUCAGGGUGGAGUCGGACGAGUACUACUGCUUUAGAUAAUAGCAAUAAGCUAGACAAAGUGGUUCCAAGGACUGCUGAGAUAUUUGACGGGGGGAGAAAGAUUUCCGCCGGAGUGUCUGGGGAAUGUUACAGUUUUCCCUUGACACUGUUUCCCUGAAGUGGAUUAACAAAACCUCCAGUUUUGUUUUUGUUUUUUUUACCAAAUGUCAUCGGAUGCAAGAGAAAUCCUCUCUGUAGCAAUGACUGCAUACCGUUUUAUCGCUUUUUAAAACAAAAUGAAGAGUGCUCGGUUACGAUUCAUGCUUGUAUUUAUUGUCAAAUUACCCCCGAAUGUCUGCGGUCUUCAUCUCGAGUCAGGUUGAAACAACCGU